CAAGGAUAUCAUCAAGAAAACAUAAGAGAUUCAAUAUCUGUAUUUUAAUCAUUUCAGACAAUUGAAUAAGAUUGAAAUUACUAGACACUCUUUUCGAGCUUUGAUUUUGGUCUCAUACAAAUUUUCUGAACUGUACUCUCCCUUUUUUAAAAACAGUCUUUUGCUAGUCUUCAGAGUAGGAAAUACGUUUCAGUACGACUGUUUUUGUUCCUUUCACUUUCUAUAGAAUUUACUAGUAAACUUUAUCCCUUUAUGGAAUGACUUCUGUCAAGGUUGUUUCAAGAAUUCGUCCUUCUAAUUCAUUCGAGCAAUCUUUAGGAUUUGAAGAGAUUGUCUCUCCACUGAAUGAAAAUACGGUGCAUAUCAAGACAAAUGAUUACACCGGAAAUUUUGUGUUUGAUAGAGUCUUUGGAUCAAAAAGCACCCAGGAGGAUUUAUUUUCUUAUUCUAUCAAGCCAACAGUGGACGAUUUGUUUCAAGGAUAUAAUGGCACCGUUCUAGCCUACGGCCAGACGGGCUCUGGAAAAACAUACACCAUGAUGGGAGCCGAAGGAGAUCCAAAUAGCUCUGGUUUGACCCCGAGAAUGCUUCAAAGGAUAUUUGACAAAAUUCGAUCGUCCCCUUCGACAACCGAGUACGAAGUUAAAGUUUCUUAUAUGGAAAUCUACAUGGAAAAAAUUAGGGAUCUACUUUCUCCUGACUAUAAUCAUUUAACCGUUCACGAAAACAAACUUCAGGGCGUUUACGUAGAAGGUUUAAAAACCGUAUAUGUGUCGAGCGAAGCAGAGGCUUUCCAAGUCUUGAACCAAGGGAUGAGUUCCCGUGCCGUCGCAAGUACCAACAUGAAUGCUACUAGCUCUCGAUCUCAUUCCAUCUUUGUUGUGGAGGUUGUACAGACUAAUAAUUCUUCUGGGGAAACAAGGCGCGGUCGUCUAUUUUUAGUGGACCUUGCAGGCUCUGAAAGUGUGGGGAAGAGCGGUGCCGUUGGACAAACGCUUGAAGAGGCAAAAAAGAUUAAUCGGUCACUUUCUACCUUAGGAAUGGUCAUCAACUCUUUAACAGAAAACAAACAUGGUCACAUACCUUAUCGUGACUCAAAGCUGACCAGAAUUCUCAAAGAAUCUUUGGGAGGUAACUCUCGAACGACGCUGAUUAUUAAUUGCUCUCCGAGUCUUUACAAUGCUAGCGAAACGCUCUCUACUUUACGUUUUGGCAAUCGCGCCAAGAAUAUAAAAAACAAAGCCGUCGUUAAUUCAGAGCUUUCAAUGGAAGAAAUGAAGAGAAAGUUGUACUUUUAUAAAGCACUACUGUCGCAUUGUGAUUGUAAUCUUUUUGAAAAGUUGAAACUGUCUAGCAAACAAGAUCCAUCAAGUUUGUUUGUGCAAAGAGAAAAUAACCCUUCUCUUCAUGAUUGUUUGCCUCCAGAAGAUUGUCUGGCAGCAACGGAUAGUUCAAAUAACUUUGAGUUGGAAACCGACAUGGUUUCUAAAUUGACAGAUUCGCAAAGUCCUGAUUCUCCCAAUUCAAAGACGGAGGCUGUUGAACAAUUGUAUGCAAGAGCACAAACAGAGCUCAAAAAUCGAGAUGGCUUACUAAGCUCUACCCGCCAACAGCUAUCGUAUCUUAUGGAAGCAUUAGGAGAUGCUCAUGAACGAUACGUAGAGUUGGUGAAAAACCAACGGAGUAAGCAGGACACAGAUAGUACAUCUCAACUUUCUUCAACUUUUGAAACCCAAGCAGGCAUGCAAAAGCAAAAUGAAGAUGAAAUAAACCAAGAACGUGAGUUAUUUUUACAAAAACUUAGCAUCUUGGACACAUCAUUGACGUCUCUGGUGUACGUCCAGCAACGCCUUAUUCAAACAGUCUCAUCUAAUAAGCGUCCACGAAGUGGCACUGUCAUAAAGAAAAUACAAGGAGGACACUGA
Molecule: messenger RNA, 1925 nt
Organism: Schizosaccharomyces cryophilus OY26
Lineage: Eukaryota; Fungi; Ascomycota; Schizosaccharomycetes; Schizosaccharomycetales; Schizosaccharomycetaceae
Product: kinesin-like protein Klp3
Exons: 5
Coding region: 258-1925 (555 amino acids)
Biological process (GO): microtubule-based movement
Molecular function (GO): ATP binding; microtubule binding; microtubule motor activity
Source: RefSeq, a predicted model, not a curated record